AUGGUACGCACGCGAAACGACGCCCCUCUCCCGUCCAAGGGAAAGGUCAAGGACAAGGCCCAGCACGCCGUCAUCCUCGACAAGGCCACCUCCGACAAGCUCUACAAGGAUGUUCAGUCCUACCGCCUGGUGACCGUCGCCGUCUUGGUCGAUCGUCUCAAGAUCAACGGCUCCCUGGCCCGCAGAUGCCUUGCCGACCUCGAGGAGAAGGGUAUCAUUAAGCCCGUUGUCCAGCACAGCAAGAUGAAGAUCUACACCCGUGCCGUCGGUGGUACUGACUAA
Molecule: messenger RNA, 282 nt
Organism: Colletotrichum godetiae
Lineage: Eukaryota; Fungi; Ascomycota; Sordariomycetes; Glomerellales; Glomerellaceae
Product: 40S ribosomal protein S25
Exons: 3
Coding region: 1-282 (93 amino acids)
Cellular component (GO): cytosolic small ribosomal subunit
Molecular function (GO): structural constituent of ribosome
Source: RefSeq, a predicted model, not a curated record